AUGCUUUCACAAAACAUCUGUCUUGGGAUUAUGUUUCUUGCUGCAACCACAAUAGGGACUAUAGCAAACUUCUUCCUCUUUACCUCUUAUACAUUAAAUGUCCUUACUGGCCACAAGAUAAGUUCUUUAACUUUUAUUUUCACCCAGCUGAGCUUGGUGAACACCACUAUGCUUGUUAGCAAGGGAAUCCCACAAACAUUGCAGGGUCUGGGGUGGAACUAUUUCCUGGAUGAUGUUGGAUGUAAAAUUGUAUUUUAUCUUCGUAAAGUGAGUGAGGGCCUUUCAAUUUCCUUGACUUGCCUUCUGUGUGCCUUUCAGGCCAUCACCCUCAAUCCCAGUAAUUCCAGGUGGGCAGAAUUCAGAGUUAGAACCAUACAACAUAGCACCCCUUUCUGUCUGUUCUGCUGGAUCCUCAAUCUGCUGAUAGAAAUUCCUAUACCAGUAAGCACAAGAGGCCCAAGAAGCAGCAGUAACAUUACAAGUGCAUUUGAUUAUAUGUUUUGUACUUCAGAAUAUAUUAUGGGUGUUUAUUUGAUAAUAACCACUUUCAGAAAUGUGCUUUGUUUAGGGAUCAUGGUCUUGGCCAGUGGCUACAUGGUGCUUCUCCUACACAAACACUACCAGCAUAUUCAGAGAAUUCGGAGCACUAAACUCUCACCCAGAAGGCACCCUGAGAUCAGAGCCACCCAAACCAUCCUUUUACUGAUGAGCACAUUUUUCAGCUUUUAUUCACUCACCUCCAUUUUUAGUCUUUUGCUCAGUUAUUUCGAUCAAAAAUCUCCCUGGAUGUUGACUACUUCUAUCACCCUGUCACUAUGUUACCCUACCAUCAGCCCCUUUGUAUGGAUCCCCAGAGCUCUCAAGACUCUCUGA
Dromiciops gliroides (monito del monte) is the source of this 873-nucleotide messenger RNA. RefSeq names its product vomeronasal type-1 receptor 3-like. Gene Ontology annotation, biological process: G protein-coupled receptor signaling pathway. The record is from RefSeq and is a predicted model, not a curated record. Gene Ontology annotation, molecular function: pheromone receptor activity. The transcript has a single exon. Gene Ontology annotation, cellular component: membrane. NCBI's taxonomy places the organism in Eukaryota, Metazoa, Chordata, Mammalia, Microbiotheria, Microbiotheriidae. Bases 1 to 873 code for a protein of 290 amino acids.